Eimeria acervulina is the source of this 6632-nucleotide messenger RNA. RefSeq lists its product as hypothetical. The annotation marks the transcript as partial. The record is from RefSeq and is a predicted model, not a curated record. The transcript has 7 exons. Gene Ontology annotation, molecular function: RNA binding. Lineage: Eukaryota; Apicomplexa; Conoidasida; Eucoccidiorida; Eimeriidae.
GGGAGAAGAAGAGCCCGACCCCACAAACGACUGAAUACGCUGCAGCAAUUCUACCUUCUGCUGCAGCAAACCUCCAGAAGCAAAACCCACAGGCACUAACAAGCCGAAGACAAGUGCAGCAGCGCUUCAUUGAGGAGGCACUGCUGGCUUAUAGGGGCCAUGCGGCGGCCUUAGCAAUGGCGGCUGUCUCUUCGGGCGCUGCUGCUCCCACUGCAGAGGCUGCUGCUGCCUUCUCCAGGGGACAGCUGAGCCACGAACUGCAGCAAUGUGCAGCCGCACCAACAAUCAACCAGCAACCGCAGCAGCAGCAGCAGCAGCAGCCGCAGCAGCAACAGCCGCAGCCGCAACAGCAGCAACAGCAGCAGCAGCAGCAGCUGUUGUUGCUGCAGCAAUUCCCACCACCUCUCCAGCAGCCGAGCCCACAGCCGAGCCCGCAGCCCCAGCAGCUACCCCUGCAGCAGCAGAAGCAUACUGAAAAUAUCUCAGGAGACACCUCGUUGCUGCUGUCUGCCCCCAACUCCACACCUAAGUGGCUCUGGCCUGCAGUCGAUGUUAAGGUGUCUUCACCGCAGCCUUGGCUCUCCUUGGGGGCCCCCAACGUCCUUGAAAGCCCGGCGGCAGCAGGAGCAGCAGCAGCAGGAGGAGCAGCAGGAGCAACAGCAGGAGCAGGAACAGGAACGCCUCCUGGUGCAGCAACAGCAGCAGCAGCAGCUGCUGCUGCUGCUGCUGCUGCGGCUGCUGCAGCCUUUGAGGGGAGCAGCAGAGGCUUGGCUGCUCCUUUUCACGGCCUGCCCGCCCUAACCUCCGACGCUGUCUUUAAUUCGCAUGCACCGCUGGGUCUGCGCGCAGCAGCAGCAGCAGACAAAAGCCCCGUAGUGCAGACAGAGCCUUCCGUCUGCUCUGCUGCUGCUGCUGCUGUGCGCGGCGCCUCUUCACCUCUCAAGGCAUUCCCUCAGAGCCAAGAAACAACAGGAGGGCUCUUGGCUACCUGCUGCGUAGAGCAGGGGCCCCCAGGUCUUGAAAUAGGAGAUAAUCAGCAGCAGCAGCAGCAGCAGAAGCACCACAUGCAGCAACAGAUGCCUAGGGAGCAGCAUAUAUUCACCCACAGCCCGCCUCAGCUGCCCCUGGGCCAACAACAGAAACAAAGACAACCGCUGCAGCAAUUGCAGCAACUGCAGCAACCGCAGCAACUGCAACAACUGCAGCAACUGCAGCAACUGCAACAACUGCAGCGGCAGCAGGUUUCAACUCCGCACAUAAAUCAGCCGCAACUGCAGCAGCAGUUGCUGCAUCUGCAUCUGCAGCAGCAGUUGCAGCAGCAGCUGCAGUUGCAGCAACAGCUGCAGCAGCAGCUUCAUCUGCAGCAGCAGCAUCAGCAGCAGCACUCUAGCGAGCAACACGCGGUGCAGAGGAGCCUUCGGCUGCAGCAGCUGGAGCACGGCCUGCUGCCAGAAGAGCAAGGACCUCUUUCCUCUAAAGCCCCUCUGCACCCUGAGGCAUCGCUUCAAGGUUGCUGCAGCUGCUUAAACAAAUGGGGGGGCCUCAUUGGGGAGCAACCGAGAGGAGGGGAGACAGCAGCAACCCUCGCAGCAGGAACUGCUGCCCCUGCCACUGCAACAGCAGCAGCAGCAGCAGUAAACGGCGCAACAGGGUUUGGCUCGUCUCCUCACGGGGCUUUCAAGCCAGCAGCAACACCAGCAGCAGCAACGGCAGCAGCAGCAGCAGCAGGAGAGCCCUCUACGUCGACGGCAGACUGCUGCGGGCUCGACAGCAGGAGACUGGGGGUUGAAGGAGCAAAGAAAUUUUUAGAUAUUUCGCUUACACCGCUGGAGAUGUGGCAGGCGAGACAAGUUUUAAACCAAAGAGAGUCUCGGCCUCUUCGCCUUACACGCCUGGAGAUGGUAGAAGCUUAUGCGAAGUCCACUUUGUGUUUGUCUUGCGACUCCAUGGAGCACAAAAUCACCAACUGUCCCUUUGGGGAGUUUGUCUGCCCCAACUGCCACCGCUCCUCGCACAGAGGGGAGCACUGUCCCCUGCCCUGCAGAUUUUGCUUCGAACGGCAUGCAGGAAUUUCAGUCAAUGAAUGUAUUCGGCGUACAGUGCGGCAGCCUUUAGAGCGUCUCUUAGGAGUAAAGAUGCCUCUGGACCCGUCUUUAAGUAGGAGACAGAAGCAGCAAGAAGGAGGAGGAGGAGGCAAGGAAGAUGAAGCAGCAGACCCCACACGCUUGGCUUGUGUGCGAGCAGACCGCCCUAAUACCCCACAUGGGAGGAGCGUAUAUGUUAGCAAUAUGCUGCCGGGGACGAGUAAGGAGACACUUCGUUCAGCAAUAAACUUCUUGCUGAAGCACGGGGAAGUGGUGGGGGUAGAAAUGCGAGAAAGAACGAAUUAUCUUCCUUAUGCCUUUGUGGAGCUGUCUUCUCUUCAAGCUGCUUACGAACUUGUUCAAUAUAAAAGAGCUGCAUUAGUUAUAGGAGAACAAGAGCUGAAGGUACAGUUCAAGAAGAUAGGCCUUGCAUGCCCCCCUCCCCCUCCUCGUAGCGGUUCUGCUGUCUAUGGAGCAGCAGAAGAAGAAGAUAAUGUUAAUGCUUCAAGGUCUACUGUCUCUCUUAUGAAGCCCUUCAUACCCACAGGACAAACAGUUAAAGAUGUCUGCCGCCUCGUUGCUCGCAAACUUUCUCGUGACUUCGGUAUACCAAUGCCCCCUCCCCCUCCUCUUUAUGCAGCUGCAGAUACACCUGAGGUCUUAGCCUUGCUAACUCAAGGAAAUGCAACAGCAGCAGCAGCAGCAGCAGGGGGAGCAACAGGAGGGGCAGCUGCAUGCGAGGCAGCUUCUAUCAAACCAACGGCUCCAGCGCUGCAGCGUGAAGCUUUGCAUACAAGUGCGGAGACAGACAGCAGCAGACAGCAGCAACUAUCAACGCCAACUGUCUCCUUUUCAGCGCUGCAGACACAGGCACGAGAACAAGAAUCCCCCAACAUAUGGAACAGAGACAUCAGGGGAAUCAGAGAGACAGUAAUGAAGCCGCUGCAGCAGCAAACAACCCCACACAGUACUGCAGCAGCACCCGCAAAUCUACACACACACCAACACUCGCUCGAUCCCCUGCACCUGCACCACCACCACCAGCAGCAACAGCAACAGCAGCAGCAGCAGCUGCAGCUGCAGCAGCAGCUGCCUUGCCUGAUGCCAGUUCACAGCCCCAUGGAUAUACUAAUUAAUUCCUCUCAGGGAGGCGGAGUGAUCGGCGUUGAAGGCAUAGGAGAGACAAACGGAGAGUUGCAGCAGCGCAGCAGCAGCUUUCUAGACCUCCGGGGUGAGGGGCCCCACAGUGGAGGGGGGCCCCCGAGCCUCCAGAUGCUACAGCAGCAAACAAACGGAGGGUUUGGCGUUGGAGGGGGGCCGCAAGACAGCGGCGAAAGAAUAGAAGGAGGCAGCGGCUCCCUCUUCGCUCUGCAGACACUGGGGGCGCAUGCAGCGGGGUGUACAGACAGCUCAAGGGGCAGCAAAGGGGACCCUGAAUCUCUUGAGGGGCCCGAAGGCAGUGGACAGAGGGAGACACCUGAGGAGACACCUGAGGAGACACCUGAGGAGACACCUCCGCCCCCCUUCGACCCCCCAAUCGAAGCAAACAGAACUAACCUAAUGAAACUAGAGAGCAGCCUCUCCUCCCUGGGCCCCCCUCCUCUGCUGAGCAGCAGCAACACAGACCUGGGGCCUUCUCUGUUAGGUGUCUCCGCGUACAUGGGAAAGGCAGCAGGAGCAGCAGGAGCAGCAGGAGCAGGCGGAGGAGGCGAUGCUGCUGCUGCUGCUCUGCAGGAGCCUUGGGCUGGACUAGUUAGUUUGCAAGGGGCAGAUAGCUGCAGCACGCCACUGCGGGGGCAGCAAGGAGACAGCAGCAGCACCCUCUCGGGUACCCCUGCUACGUCUCUGUCAGGUAGUUUAGGCUGCGAUUCGCUGCCGUCUCCUUCUGCCUCCAACAGCAUCAAUGGCCCCCCUCAGCCUAAGGAGAUAGAUGAAUCCCAACACCCAGAUACAGAUGCAGCAGCAGCAGCAACAGCAGCAGCAGCAACAGCAACAGCAGCAGCAGCAGCAGCAGCAUUAGGUAGGGGACCCCAGAGAGAUAUGCACCAGAUCCUGACUGGGGGGCCCUUCAGCAGCUCUUUAAAGCACCAAAGCCUGUGUCCCUUCUUAGCUGCUGCUUCUGCUGCACCUCAGGAGGAGGUGGGGGGCCCCCUGGGGCCCCCAGCAACGGAGACAGAGGAAGAGAGCAAACACUCUCAGGGUCUCCUCUUCAGCCCCAAAGACAUGUUGUAUACAGCCAACACUCAGGGGGGCCCCCAGACUGCACAGGGGGGGGGCCCCCAACCAGCGCACGGGGGGCACCCGCCCCCCAUUUGCCUCCCUCCCUUCCCUUUGUCACGGCAGUGUAGCGAGACAACAAAGCCCUGUUUGCUGCUAAGCAGCAGUAGCUGCAUGCAGCAGCAGCAACCCCACACAGCGUCUUACUUUGAGAUGGAUAUAUCGCAGCUGUUGCGUCCUGUCUCUGCAUGCGGGGCGAGCGGAGGGGUAGGGGGCCCCGGGGGUCUCCUCAGGGCCCCUUUAGAGACAGGAGAGACAGGAGACAAAGGAGACAACGGAGACACCUGCUGCGCUGCCAACGAUCUCUCUCCCCCAAGGGCCUUCUCUCGCAGGGCCCAUCAGAUGGGGCUACCCUGUCUCUGGCGGGGACUCAAGCAAGAAGAAAAUGCAGUAGCAGAAGACACUCAGGGGCCCCUCAUGUCAACAACAACAGCAGCAGCAGCAGCAGCAGCUGCUGCUGCUGCUGCUGCUGCGGCUUCCCCGCCUGGUGAAGGCUUCAUAAGCCACCAAGCAAAGAGACCCGUGGGCAAGAGGGCAGAGGCACAAGCAGCAGCCCCACAGGCAGCACCUGCUGCUGCUGUCUCCUCAGGCAUGCUGCAGUUGGAGACACUUCGCUGGGGCUCCAGCAGCAGCAGCCUUCGAGAUCCGAUCCCGGAAGAGACAGCUCCCAACACCACAGGAGGUUUUGGUGCUGCUGUGGGGCAGAGGUGGGGGGAGUCAGGCGCUGCUGUUGCUGCUCGGGCCUGGCUGUCUCCGUGCGGGGGAGAAGAUAGCACCAAACCUGCAGCAUCUGCUGCAGCAGCUGCUGCUGCAGCAGAUGCAGCAGCAGCAGCAGCAGCAGCAGAUGCUGCCUCUCCACACACCAUUCCUAGAGCGGGUCCUGGAGCAAUCUGCCGCAGAACAUCGAUAGUCUUGAAGGAAUGCAAUGCAGAAGAAACCAACACCCACCCAAGCACGCAGUGCAGCAGCAGCAGCAGCAGCAGCGGCGGCAGCAACAGCAACAGCUGCAGAAACUGGCAUUCCAGCAGCACAAACCCCCAAUCUCUGGCAAUGGACAUCUGGAACACUCCUCUUGUUUCUGCAUUGAGACGACAAGGAAGCAGAAGCAGCAACAGCAACGGCAGGAGCAGCAGCAACAACAACAGCAACAUCAGCGGCAGCAGCAGUAGCAACUGCAUGCAGAACGCCGCAGGGCUCUUCGCCUCUCACCGCUCUCUCUCUGCUGAUUCCACGAGGCGGCGAGCCUUCAGCAGCGGGCCAAGGGAGACAUCAGCAGCAAUUCAGGAGCAGCAGCAGCAGCAGCAGCAGCACGAAAACACAAGCAGCAGUAUUAGCACCAGCAGCAGCAGCAGCAGCUCACGCACACGCUCCUCAGGAGCUCCUGCCUUUCGUAUAUCAAACGCGCAUGCAGCAGACGCGCAGCACUUCCUCCAACUCCCAGGACAGCAACAGGCUGCUGGGACGCCCCCAAAGCAGCAGCAGCAGCAGCAGCAGCAGGACCCUCAGCACCAGCCCCACGCCACCUCUUCCCAAACUCUUCAAGCAGCAGGAGCCCCGCCGCUCCCCCUUCUCCUCUUUCGCAGCCCCCACCAGCAGCAGGUGCAACAUGAGCAGCAGCAGCAGCAGCAUCACCGAACAGAGCAGCAGGAAGGAGCAGCAGCGGCAGCUCUGCUUCCAUACGAAGCAGACAUGCUGACUGGAGAUGCGGAGAUGAGCGGGAGGGGAGCUCCGGGCUUGAAGAAUGAGGUGCAGCUGCAGCAGCAGCAGCAGCAGCAGGAGCUCGAGCAGCAGCAGCAGGAAGAGAGUCUCGGAGCAGGCCCUGUUCAAGAAGCAGCAAUUAGCAGCAACUCCCCUUCGCCCCACACGAAGGCCGAUGCCCCUUCGGCUGUCUCCGAUCCCACUGUGGCUCUCCUCCUUGCACAAAUCGAAGACAUAACGAGGCAGCUGCCUCCGCGUAUUAUAGAGGCCUUCUGGGCUUCUCUUGCCAGCGCCCGCGCUAAGGCCGCCGCUGCACCUGCAGCAACGACAGAACCCUCUUCAGCAGCAGCAGCUGCAGCAGCUGCAGCAGAAGCUGCAGGAACAGCAGGAGCAGCAGGAGCAGCCGACGGAGCCUCGUCUUCAACAACAGAAGCAGCAGCAGCAGGUGGAGCAGCUGCAGCAGCAACUCCAAACCGCCCCACAGAUGCAGCGCAAGCGCUGUGGGGCCCCUCUUCUCCGUCUUCUAGCAGUGGGGCCCUCAGCUUUGCUGAAGGCUCUUUGAAGUCAGUUUAG